CCGGAAUCAUAACAACAGUUAGGUAAGACGACACAGGAUCAGCUGACUUUUGGAGACUCUGUUUAGAAGUGUCCACAUACCAUUGGCUACACAUUUAAGAAUUUAUGAUGCUAGGUAGAAUCACAUCAUGCCUAGCCACAAGAGGCCUGCAGAGGAUACUAAUCUCCAGAACUCCAGCAUCUGUGGAAAGAUUACAAUGGAGCAGUAUACCCAGAGAAGUAUCUACAUCAAUGUCAACUUUCCAACAACAUGAACAAAGUAUUCAAGACGAGAACACAGAUUUCACAGCCGGAAAUGGCAAAGAAACUACGUAUGUUGAAGAGGAGGUGGCAAAGUUUAGGUUAAUGGCAAGCUCGUGGUGGGACCCUCAUGGCGACUGCAAGCCCCUCCAUUCCCUGAAUAAAUUAAGAGUGUCUAUGAUCUGUGAUGGCUUAAUACAGUCUGGUAUUGCCAAGCCAGAGUAUGUAGAGGGUCCCACUCCCUUAAAAGGACUGAAAAUUCUCGAUGUUGGAUGUGGUGGUGGGAUUUUAUGCGAGCCCUUAGCCAGGUUGGGAGCAUCAGUCGUAGGUCUUGAUGCAGCGGAAGAGAAUAUCACCGUUGCCAAGCUGCAUGCAGAACAAGAUCCAAAAGUACACCGGAAUGUUGAGUAUCUAUAUGGGACUAUAGAAGAGCACGCGGAAACAGUAAACGUGUCCUAUGAUGCGGUAAUAGCAUCUGAAGUUUUAGAACAUGUGGAGUCGACAGAUCUUUUCUUAAGCACGUGUGCGCAGACAAUCAAGCCUGGUGGUUCAUUUUUCAUAACAACCAUCAACAAGACCCCAUUUUCUUGGGUUGGAGGAAUCGCUAUAGCAGAGUAUGUUCUCCAUCUUCUGCCUCCUGGGACUCACGACUGGAAUAAGUUCAUCCCUCGUCAGGAGCUUCUGUUUGUGCUCGAGAAAUAUGGAUUUGUUACGCGACUUGUGCACGGCAUGGGCUAUAAUCCUUUGACCAAUAACUGGUUUUGGCUUUCCGAUACCUCAAUUAAUUAUGCAGUCCAUUGCGUCAAAGAAAAAUGAAGGACGUCAAUGUUUUUUUUAAGUAUUAACAUAUGUCUAUGAUGAAUGUGUAUAUUUUUGCCUGAUUAAAGAUACGAUGUGA
This is a messenger RNA of Penaeus monodon (black tiger shrimp), 1137 nucleotides long. RefSeq names its product ubiquinone biosynthesis O-methyltransferase, mitochondrial-like. Gene Ontology annotation, molecular function: 2-methoxy-6-polyprenyl-1,4-benzoquinol methyltransferase activity. NCBI's taxonomy places the organism in Eukaryota, Metazoa, Arthropoda, Malacostraca, Decapoda, Penaeidae. Bases 105 to 1055 code for a protein of 316 amino acids. Gene Ontology annotation, biological process: ubiquinone biosynthetic process. The transcript has 8 exons. The record is from RefSeq and is a predicted model, not a curated record.